Tachysurus vachellii is the source of this 3764-nucleotide messenger RNA. RefSeq names its product myotubularin 1 (gene mtm1). Lineage: Eukaryota; Metazoa; Chordata; Actinopteri; Siluriformes; Bagridae. Bases 145 to 1968 code for a protein of 607 amino acids. Gene Ontology annotation, cellular component: plasma membrane. Gene Ontology annotation, biological process: mitochondrion distribution; negative regulation of autophagosome assembly; dephosphorylation. The record is from RefSeq and is a predicted model, not a curated record. The transcript has 15 exons. Gene Ontology annotation, molecular function: phosphatidylinositol-3,5-bisphosphate 3-phosphatase activity.
GGCCGACUUGACAAGCAGCCAAUCAGGGUGCUGAGCGCGGUCACGUGACUCGGGCAGAGCGCUUCCUGCGGCGGUGCUAAACAGACUGGCCAUUUCAGCAACGGACAAUUACACUUAUCGGUGGUGGAAGCAGAAGUCCCAGCAAUGGCCUCAGCUCCAGCUCCUAUACCGGGUUACAGCUCCAGCUCUCUGGAGAACAGCUCCAGUCCAAACGAAUCCAGGGAGAGUCUGAAGAUGGAGCCACUCGCAGAUGUUGCCUUACUGCCAGGAGAGGAGAGAGUGAUAGACAAAGACCUCAUCUACAUGUGCCCGUUCAAUGGAGCGCUCAAAGGGAAAGUGUUCAUCACCAAUUACAGACUGUACUUCAAGAGCACUGACGCGGAAGUCACGGUUGCACUGGAUGUCCCGCUUGGUGUCAUCAGCAGGAUAGAGAAGAUGGGCGGAGCCUCCAGCCGAGGGGAGAAUUCUUAUGGGCUGGACAUCACCUGCAAGGACAUGAGGAACUUGAGGUUUGCUCUGAAGCAAGAGGGUCACAGUCGACGAGACAUUUUCGGGGAGCUCUUUAAAUACGCAUUCCCUCUCUCUCACGGACUGCCACUCUUUUCAUAUUUGAGUCAAGAGAAAUUUGACGAGAACGGCUGGGAAGUUUACAAAGCCCUGGAUGAAUACAGACGUCAGGGUCUGCCUAACGAUAGGUGGAGGAUUUCUUUUAUCAACUCUAACUAUGAUCUGUGCGACACUUAUCCCACUAUCCUUGUUGUCCCGUUCCAAACCACGGACGAGGAUCUGCGGCGAGUGGCCACGUUCCGCUCCCGCUGUCGUAUACCGGUGCUGUCAUGGAUCCACAGGGAGAAGCAGGCGGUGAUAAUGCGCUGUAGUCAGCCCCUGGUAGGAAUGAGCGGCAAGCGCAAUAAAGACGACGAACGCUACCUCGACAUCAUCCGGGAGACCAACAACACGCCCAAACUCACCAUCUAUGAUGCCAGGCCGAACGUUAAUGCUGUGGCCAAUAAGGCCACAGGAGGAGGUUAUGAGGGUGAAGAUGCCUACCAGAAUGCAGAACUGGUCUUCCUCGACAUCCACAACAUUCACGUGAUGAGAGAGUCACUAAAGAAGCUCAAGGACAUUGUUUACCCCAAUGUUGAGGAGUCCCACUGGCUGUCCAGCCUGGAGUCCACUCACUGGCUGGAGCACAUAAAGCUGGUGCUGUCAGGAGCGAUUCAGGUAGCAGAUAAAGUGUGUUCGGGCAGCUCGGUGGUGGUGCACUGCAGUGACGGCUGGGACCGCACUGCUCAGCUCACCUCUCUGGCCAUGCUGAUGCUAGACUCACACUACCGCUCAUUCAGGGGCUUCCAGGUGCUGAUCGAGAAGGAAUGGAUCAGCUUCGGACACAAGUUUGCCUCGAGAAUCGGCCACGGAGACAAAAAUCAUGCGGAUCAGGACAGGUCGCCUAUAUUCUUACAGUUCAUAGACUGUGUGUGGCAGAUGACCAAACAAUUCCCAACAGCCUUUGAGUUCAACGAGCAUUUUCUCAUAACGAUCCUGGAUCACUUGUACAGCUGUCGCUUUGGCACGUUCCUCUACAACUGCGAGAGUGUCCGUGAAAACCUUAAAGUCAGGCAAAAGACGGUGUCCCUGUGGUCUGUGAUAAACAGUGACAUGUCGUCUUAUGUGAACCCGUUUUACACACACGAGGCCAGCCGUGUGCUUUACCCUGUAGCCAGCAUGCGCCACCUAGAGCUCUGGGUGAAUUACUACAUCCGCUGGAACCCUCGCAUACGCCACCAGCAAAGCCCGGUUGAACAGCGCUACAAGGAGCUCCUAGCACUCCGUGAUCAAUACCUGAAGAAAUUGGAGGAACUGCAGCUGUCUGACUCCACUCCUUCCUCCACCCACCUGACUAACAGCUCCACCCCGAACGCUGCCUCUCCCAAUCAGCACCUCACGCACCUGCAGACGCCCUUCUGAUGUCACAGACACACCCACUCAACACGCAGGACGUUUUGUACAUAGCAAUAGUAAUAAUUAUAACGCUGUUAGUAGUGAUGUCAGUGAUAACCAGUAACAGAAAAAUAUGCGAUUAUGCAAUAAUGUCACAGCAUGGCCUUCAUAGCGCAAAAGUCAGUCAGGGGGGAGCAAGAAGCCUUAAUGACGCAGCGGUGUGUUUUUGUUUGUUUUUUUUUGUGUGUGUGUGUGUGUUGCUGGUAAAAGCUCUUCCUGAAUUGUAAAUACGGUGAAGUUAAGUUCAUGAAGGAUCAAAAUUAAGAAUGUGAUGUAUGCUGGAGUUGUCAGUUUGACACAAGGCCUUAAGUGUGUGAGGCAGAGUUGGGAAAAGUGUGGUGACGCUCGACAGGGUAUGAGUAUGAGCUAGCUUUAUUACUGAAAGAGUUUUGUACGGUUAAUUUCUCAUUGGCAUAACUUCCUGGGAAAUGGAUUAAGGUUCAGGAAGAGCUGUUUACGUUUGCAUGUCUGAUUUCCGCUCAGUCCGGUAUCAUCCAGAGAUUGUGAUUUGUCUGUGUCAUAGACUUGGUCGAAUUUGUGACUUAAACUCAAGGUGUUUGAGGGCAUAGCAUUCGUCUUGAGUUAGAUAAGACGUGCGUGCGCUAUUUCAACAUUUCAAGCAUCCAGGGUAUUGUUUGCUCAAAAUUUGACUCAUGCAGACUGGGAGGAAAAUGUCCUAAAAUGCUUUGGAUGCGCUUAUAAUACAGAACCCGGGUUUUGGGGCUACAAAGACCAGUUCUGUGCCUUUUCUAUCUGAGGUGCUCUGCAACCUCACAUAGACAUUUUAUAAGCAAAACGAUUGUUUUUCUGCAGGCGGCAUCGGUGGCAAUGAAGGAGAAAUUUCUUCUGCCUUCCAUUUCUGAUCUACAGGGUCACUCUCCAGUCCAGCGCCAGUGGCUUUGGGUUAAGAUUUAAGAUACAUAAAGUACACUGAGUCUUCAACUCACAUUCAGGUUACUUAAUAUGGACAGAAGCUGCAUGGUCCUUUAGAGCUGAAACUAAAGCUAGUGAUUUGGGAGAAGCUGCCCUCUUGAGCUGUUCUAGUGUCAGUACUAUCAGACGCAAAAACCUGGCAUUAAGACUGAACACGUUUAGGAGCAGCUCAUCAGGGCACCUGGGUGCCAAAACUAAUGCUGCCUCAGAAGAGCUGACCUAUUGAAGUCUUUGGCCUCAAUGAGGAGAUGAAGUUUAAACCAUAUUGUAAGAAGAAUAAGAAAAAAACACGAAACACUUUGCUGUUAGUUGUGUUUUUUGGGGGGAGAAUCUAUUUUUUAUUUUGUACAAGCACCAUAAUGAUGUAAUUACCUCAACAAAAGCCUAUUUUACUGUUGAAACUUUGUUGUAAAAUAUAAUUAUUUUAUUCAGUGUAAAAUUUGACAGUUUUAUAAAAAGGAGAGUAAUAAGAAAAACCUGUUUUGAUUGAGCUGUUGCUAAUUAGUGGACUUCAUAUUUCUUUGCUGGGCAUUUAGAUUUUCUUUAUACCAUUUUUAGAGAUGUGAGAAAAAUGUCAGAAUUGUGUUCAACUAUAGGGAUGUUUCAUUCUCCAUCCAUUUGCUGUGAGUGUAAAACUGAGUGAAGGAGUGUAUGUUGUUUCUUUCUUUCUUGUGGCAAUGGGGAUAUUAUCUGACAUGUUUGUCUUUUUUUUGGGGGGGAUCCAUCUUUUGUUUCUGUUCUCUCCCAUGUAUACUCCACUGUUUGAUGACCGCCUCUUGUUCUGUAAAUAAUGCUGAUUAAAUUAAUUUAAAGAUUUUUACACGUCUAAA